UCUUUCCCAUGUCAACAAAAAAAAACACAAACAUCACAUAUUAUACAUAUAAACAUAAAAAACACAUAUAUAAGAUGUCUUGUAAUAAGAAAUCAUUAUUAUUCGGCAACAAAGUCGUAGUUAUACUUGUAUUCCUCUUAUGUUUGGUUCACUCAUCCGAAUCACUUCGACCAUUGUUUGCAUGCAACCCAGCAAACGGGUUAACCCGGACGCUCCGGUUCUGUCGGGUCAAUGUACCGAUCCACGUUAGGGUUCAAGACUUAAUCGGACGUCUCACGUUGCAGGAGAAGAUCCGCCUCCUCGUCAACAAUGCCGCCGCUGUGCCACGCCUUGGCAUUGGAGGCUAUGAGUGGUGGUCCGAGGCUCUUCAUGGCGUUUCCGACGUCGGUCCCGGAGCUAAGUUCGGUGGUGCUUUCCCUGGUGCCACCAGCUUCCCUCAGGUCAUCACCACCGCAGCUUCUUUCAACCAGUCUCUAUGGGAAGAGAUCGGACGGGUGGUGUCUGAUGAGGCAAGGGCUAUGUACAAUGGAGGCGUGGCCGGUCUGACGUAUUGGAGCCCAAAUGUGAAUAUACUGAGGGAUCCACGGUGGGGCCGAGGCCAGGAAACUCCCGGAGAGGAUCCUGUCGUGGCCGGAAAAUACGCAGCCAGCUACGUUAGGGGACUUCAGGGUAACGGCGCCGGUAACCGCCUCAAAGUCGCCGCAUGUUGCAAACAUUACACAGCUUAUGAUCUUGAUAAUUGGAAUGGCGUCGACCGUUUCCAUUUCAACGCCAAGGUCAGCAAACAAGAUUUAGAGGACACGUACAAUGUGCCAUUCAAAUCUUGUGUUUACGAGGGAAAGGUCGCGAGUGUUAUGUGCUCAUACAACCAAGUCAAUGGAAAGCCAACUUGUGCUGAUGAAAAUCUCUUAAAGAACACCAUUCGUGGUCAAUGGCGUCUCAACGGGUAUAUUGUAUCAGAUUGUGACUCCGUCGAUGUUUUCUUUAACCAACAACACUAUACCACAACUCCAGAGGAAGCAGCUGCUGCCUCCAUUAAAGCUGGUUUGGAUUUGGACUGCGGGCCGUUUUUGGCGAUCUUCACGGAAGGAGCUGUGAAGAAGGGAUUAUUGACGGAGUACGACGUUAAUUUAGCACUUGCUAAUACCAUAACGGUCCAGAUGAGACUUGGUAUGUUUGAUGGCAAUCUUGGGCCGUAUGCUAAUCUUGGGCCUAGAGAUGUUUGUACUCUAGCCCAUAGACAUUUAGCCCUUGAAGCGGCCCAUCAAGGAAUUGUGCUUCUCAAAAACUCUGGUCGUUCUCUUCCACUCUCCCCUAGGCGUCACCGCACUGUUGCAGUGAUUGGGCCCAACUCCGACGUCACUGAGACCAUGAUCGGAAACUAUGCAGGGAAAGCUUGUACCUAUACGACACCGUUACAAGGAAUCUCAAGAUAUGCUAGAACACUUCACCAAGCUGGUUGUGCAGGCGUGGCUUGCCGAGGGAACCAAGGAUUUGGUGCGGCAGAGGCGGCUGCACGUGAAGCAGAUGCGACGGUUCUUGUGAUGGGAUUGGACCAGUCGAUAGAGGCUGAGACACGAGAUCGAACCGGGUUGCUAUUACCAGGUUACCAACAAGAGCUUGUUACACGAGUAGCUCAAGCUUCUAAAGGUCCAGUGAUUCUGGUCCUUAUGAGUGGUGGCCCCAUCGAUGUUUCCUUUGCUAAGAACAAUCCACGUGUUGCUGCCAUCAUCUGGGCCGGGUAUCCGGGUCAAGCUGGUGGAGCUGCCAUCGCCAAUAUAAUCUUCGGUGCUGUUAACCCUGGAGGGAAGCUACCUAUGACAUGGUAUCCACAAGAUUACGUAGCAAAAGUGCCAAUGACGAUAAUGGCUAUGAGAGCAUAUGGAAAUUACCCAGGAAGAACCUACAGAUUCUACAAAGGUCCAGUGGUGUUUCCAUUUGGGUUCGGUUUAAGUUACACCACCUUCACUCACAGUUUGGCCCAAAACCCAUUAGCCCAACUAUCAGUUUCAUCCUACAAACUCAACUCUGCCAUUUUCAACUCCUCAUCUAACUCUAUCAAAGUGUCUCAUGCCAACUGUGGAACGUUUCCAAAAGUGCCUCUCCAUGUUGAAGUAUCAAACACAGGUGAAUUUGACGGAACCCACACGGUGUUCGUCUUUGCUGAGCCGCCGAAAAACGGGAUAAAAGGAUUGGGUGUGAACAAACAAUUGAUAGCGUUUGAGAAGGUUCAUGUCACGGCAGGAGCAAAACGGACCGUUCAAGUCGAUGUUGAUGCUUGCAAGCAUCUUGGUGUAGUAGAUGAGUAUGGAAGGAGGAGAAUCCCAAUGGGUGAACAUAAAUUGCAUAUCGGUGAUCUUAAACAUACUAUUUUGGUCCAACCGCAACUUUAAAAGAGCCAUACAAAAAAGAAGCAACAAAUAAGGAAACGAAGUGGAGUGUUUCCUUUUAUUUAUAUGUUACAUUAUAUAUAGAGAUAUAGGUUAUUUUCUUGAGAAAUUACUCAAGAAAUGGUUCAAUCCGAAAAGAAGCACCAAAGGGUUGCUUCUUGGAUUUGUGUGUUUUAUUUCUUCUAUUUUUCGUCAUCAAUUGUCAAUGUUACUGUAACUUGUGGCUCCCAAAAUAAGAAAGACAUAGGGGGCCCUUGUAAAAUGUUGAAACUAAGGAAAAAAAUGAAGAUAAUGAUAAUUUGAUAUAUACAGUAUUUCUUUGUUUUU
Messenger RNA from Brassica oleracea var. oleracea, 2717 nucleotides. RefSeq names its product beta-D-xylosidase 1. Gene Ontology annotation, molecular function: xylan 1,4-beta-xylosidase activity; alpha-L-arabinofuranosidase activity. Gene Ontology annotation, cellular component: plant-type cell wall. The transcript has 7 exons. Bases 9 to 2393 code for a protein of 794 amino acids. Gene Ontology annotation, biological process: arabinan catabolic process; xylan catabolic process. The record is from RefSeq and is a predicted model, not a curated record. Lineage: Eukaryota; Viridiplantae; Streptophyta; Magnoliopsida; Brassicales; Brassicaceae.